GCCGGUCUAGGCCAAGAUGGCGGGCCCCGCGCGGCCGCGAUGAGAGCCGCCGACUUGGAGGCUGAGAGGCCGAGGCGGAGACGGAGCCGACGCCUUCCCCCUCGGAGCCGAUAAAUCCGGACACAACGACCCUCUGCCCUCACAGCUGAAGCCCCGGUGGUCUUUCUAUUUGGCGUUUAUAACCCCCUCCUCACCCUCACACACACCCCCACCCCCUCCUCUUCCUCCUCCUCCUCCUCCUCUCAGAUACUCCUGUCGGUGGUGAAGCGUCAGCAGCAGCAGCAGCAGCACACCAUGGCGGGCGCCAGUCUGCUCGAGGAGCUGCUGGAGGAGGACGAGGGCGACCUGACCGACUGGAACCUGCCCGUGACUUUCAUGAAGAAGCGACACUCGGAGAAGAUCGAGGGCUCGAAGGCAGUGACUCAGAGUUGGCGCAUGAAAGACCGGAUGAAAACAGUCAGCGUUGCUUUAGUUCUGUGCCUGAAUGUUGGUGUGGAUCCCCCAGAUGUGGUGAAAACGACUCCCUGUGCCCGUUUGGAAUGCUGGAUAGAUCCACUAUCCAUGAGCCCCCAGAAAGCUUUGGAAAGUAUUGGUGCUAAUUUACAGAAGCAGUAUGAGAAUUGGCAGCCAAGGGCCAGGUACAAGCAGAGUCUGGACCCCACAGUGGACGAAGUCAAAAAACUCUGCACAUCUCUCAGGCGCAAUGCCAAGGAAGAGCGGGUGCUUUUCCAUUACAAUGGACACGGCGUUCCAAGACCAACAAUUAAUGGCGAAAUCUGGGUAUUCAAUAAGAAUUAUACCCAGUAUAUUCCUCUUUCGAUUUAUGACCUUCAGACCUGGAUGGGGAGCCCCUCUAUAUUUGUCUACGACUGCUCAAAUGCCGGAAUCAUAGUGAAGUCAUUUAAACAGUUUGCAUUGCAGAGAGAGCAGGAGUUAGAGGUUGCAGCCAUCAACCCAAAUCACCCACUCGCACAGAUGCCUUUGCCACCAUCAAUGAAGAACUGUAUUCAACUGGCUGCCUGUGAGGCCACUGAGCUUUUGCCCAUGAACCCAGAUUUACCGGCUGAUCUGUUCACUUCCUGCCUUACUACACCGAUCAAAAUAGCAUUACGAUGGUUCUGCAUGCAAAAGAGUGCCAAGCUGGUGCCCGGAGUUACACUUGACUUGAUAGAAAAGAUUCCAGGCAGACUUAAUGACAGACGAACUCCUCUAGGGGAACUAAAUUGGAUUUUUACAGCCAUCACUGACACUAUCGCUUGGAAUGUGUUACCCAGAGAUCUUUUCCAAAAAUUGUUCAGACAAGACUUGCUUGUUGCCAGUUUGUUUCGAAACUUUCUUUUGGCUGAAAGGAUCAUGCGGUCAUACAACUGUACUCCAGUCAGCAGCCCUCGUCUGCCUCCAACGUACAUGCAUGCCAUGUGGCAAGCAUGGGACCUCGCAGUGGACAUUUGCCUUUCACAACUUCCAACCAUCAUAGAAGAGGGAACAGCUUUUAGGCACAGCCCAUUCUUUGCUGAGCAGCUGACAGCAUUCCAAGUCUGGCUGACGAUGGGAGUUGAGAACAGGAAUCCACCAGAGCAAUUGCCAAUUGUCUUGCAGGUGCUGCUCAGCCAAGUGCAUCGACUGCGAGCUCUGGAUUUACUGGGAAGAUUUUUAGAUUUGGGUCCGUGGGCCGUGAGUCUAGCUUUAUCUGUUGGGAUCUUCCCCUAUGUUUUGAAACUGCUUCAAAGUUCAGCUCGGGAAUUAAGGCCGCUCCUCGUUUUCAUCUGGGCCAAAAUCUUGGCCGUGGACAGUUCUUGUCAGGCGGAUUUGGUGAAAGACAACGGACACAAGUACUUCCUGUCAGUCCUGGCCGACCCUUACAUGCCGGCUGAACACCGAACAAUGGCUGCUUUUAUUUUAGCCGUGAUCGUUAACAGCUAUAACACAGGACAGGAAGCCUGUCUGCAGGGUAAUCUCAUUGCUAUUUGCUUGGAGCAGCUGAAUGACCCACAUCCUUUAUUGCGGCAGUGGGUGGCUAUUUGUUUGGGGCGCAUCUGGCAGAAUUUUGACGCUGCUCGCUGGUGCGGUGUAAGAGACAUUGCGCAUGAGAAGUUAUACAGCCUUCUCUCUGAUCCAAUACCCGAGGUGCGUUGCUCUGCUGUCUUUGCCUUGGGCACCUUUGUAGGUAACUCGGCUGAGCGGACUGACCAUUCAACAACUAUUGACCACAAUGUGGCCAUGAUGCUCGCCCAGCUAAUAAAUGAUGGAAGUCCUGUGGUCAGAAAGGAAUUGGUUGUGGCACUUAGUCAUCUUGUCAUUCAGUAUGAAAGCAAUUUCUGCACAGUGGCUCUGCAGUUCAUGGAGGAAGAAAAGAAUUAUCCUCUUCCCUCACCUGCCAGUGUGACAGAGGCUGGAAACUUUACCCCUGUGCGUGAUGGACCUACGACCCCACGACUGCGUUCAGUGAGUUCCUACGGGAAUAUCCGUGCAGCCACAUCAGUACGGAACUUAAAUAAGUCUCUUCAGAACCUUAACUUAAAUGAAGAAACUGGUGGUUCAAACCCCUUCUCCCCUGGAUAUCUGAGCACGAGCAGUAGUGCCAGCAGCACCCUGGGAAGCCCUGACAAUGAUGAAUACAUCCUUUCCUUUGAAACCAUAGAUAAAAUGAGACGAGUUAGUUCCUACAGCUCCUUGAACUCCUUAAUAGGUGUUUCAUUCAACAGUGUCUACACUCAGAUCUGGCGAGUCCUGCUUCACCUGGCUGCGGAUCCCUUCCCCGAAGUCUUCGACCUGGCUAUGAAGGUGCUCAACAACACAGCCUACAAGGCUACCAUGAAUGCAAGACCUCAGCGAAUCUUGGAUUCUGCCUCCCUUACUCAGUCGGCUCCAGCCAGCCCCACCAGCAAGGGAACUCACAUUCAUCAAGUUGGAGGUUCACCUCCCAUACCCAGUACGAGUAGUUCCAGUCUAACCAACGAUGUGAGUAAACAGCCUGGCCCCAGGGAGUUAUCAGCCGCAGCCUCGCGACAGGGAAUUGCCACUACAGUAGUAGGGGUGCAGUACACUCCACAUUCCCAUCAGUUUUCCAGAACACGCAAGAUGUUCGAUAAGGGACCCGAUCAGACUGUCGAAGAUUCAGAGGAUGGAGUUGGACAUAAAAGCUUCAUAACGACCACUAUGCAGACGGGCUACUGUGAUUGGAGUGCAAAGUAUUUUGCGCAGCCAGUAAUGAAGAUUCCCGAGGAGCAUGAUGUCGAGAGCCAGGUCCGGAAGGAACGGGAAUGGAGAUUCUUGCGUAACGGGCGGGUCAGAAAGCGAGCUCGAAGGAUUAUACAGAAAGGCAUCAUGAGAUUGGACGACCAAAUCUUUAUCAACAGAAACCCAGGCGUGCCGUCUGUAGUUAAGUUUCAUCCUUUCACCCCUUGCAUCGCUGUGGCUGACAAGGAUAGCAUAUGCUUUUGGAAUUGGGAGAAAGGAGAAAAGCUUGAUUAUUUCCACAACGGAAAUCCCCGGUAUACGAGGAUCACGGCUUUGGAAUACCUCAACGGACAGGAUUCCUCACUCCUGCUGUCAGCCACAGACGAUGGAGCAAUCCGAGUCUGGAAGAACUUUGCAGAUUUGGAGAAGAAUCCAGAGAUGGUGACUGCGUGGCAAGGAUUGUCUGACAUGCUCCCAACUACCAGAGGUAUUACCAGAAGGCUUUCAAUAUAUCUUGACAGAAGUAAGCAGGGAGGUGCUGGCAUGGUUGUGGACUGGGAGCAGGAGACCGGACUGUUAAUGACAUCAGGAGAUGUCCGCAUUAUCCGAAUCUGGGACGCAGAUCGAGAGAUGAAAGUACAGGAUAUCCCUACAGGAGCAGACAGCUGUGUGACGAGCCUUUCUUGUGAUUCUAGUCGCUCGCUCAUCGCUGGGGGUCUGGGCGAUGGCUCUGUCCGUAUCUACGAUAGGAGAAUGGCUCCAAAUGAAUGCCGUGUGAUGACAUACAGAGAACAUGCUGCAUGGGUGGUGAAAGCCUAUCUACAGAAGAGUCCCGAUGGCAAUAUCAUCAGUGUCAGUGUAAAUGGAGAUGUACGGUUCUAUGACCCACGGAUGCCGGAGUCCAUGAAUGUAAUUCAGACUGUAAAAGGAUUGACAGCGCUGGACAUUCACCCGCAGGCUAAUCUGUUUGCUUGCGGCUCGAUGAAUCAGUUCAUAGCUGUAUAUAAUGCAAACGGGGAUGUGAUAAGCAAUAUUAAAUACUACGACGGAUUUAUGGGUCAGAGGAUCGGGGCCAUCAGCUGCCUGGCUUUCCAUCCGUUCUGGCCUCACUUAGCUGUUGGAAGCAAUGACUACUAUAUGUCUAUCUAUUCAGCAGAGAAGCGAAUCAGAUAACAAUGAACCCGCCAAGCCCUGCUUUAAUCUACUUCACACCAUUGACGUGAUUGACGUAUAGUCGGAGGCUGUAUAUUACUUCUAAUGUACAUAUCGAAAUUAUUUACUUGAAUGUCGAUGGUGACAAGCUGCUCCAAGUGGUGACUUGAACUUCUCCAGUAUAUAUAUCUAUACAUAUAUAUAUUUUCUGCUACUGUAGAACAAUUCAGUGCAUCGACCAUGAGGCUGCACAAUGUUCACGAGACCUGUUUGUGUUUUUUUUUCUUUCCUUCCCGUUUGUUAUUGUUUUUAUUUUUUCCUUCCGUGAACUAGAUUUUAGCGUUCAAAUUAAUAUAAUAACUUAACCUGACAGUGGCUUCCCUUUGCGGACGUGAUCGCCGGGGCGAUCAGAGAGCCCCUUCAUUCUGAGCAGAGGAGUCUCGCAGAGACUAGCAGAAAUACCAGCGACCGUUCUGAAGAGUAUUAAAACGCUCGCACCUUCAAAAAGCGGUGUGAUUUUUGUGAGCAUUAUUUUACCCUGUUACUGAAGCAUUUAGGCCGAUAGAAUCAUGAUCUCCUGGGGUAGGGGGUUGGGGAAAAACUGUACAGUAUUCCUUCCGAUUUUGUGGUGGGGGGGGGUUCUU
This is a messenger RNA of Callorhinchus milii (elephant shark), 4976 nucleotides long. RefSeq names its product regulatory associated protein of MTOR, complex 1 (gene rptor). The transcript has 35 exons. NCBI's taxonomy places the organism in Eukaryota, Metazoa, Chordata, Chondrichthyes, Chimaeriformes, Callorhinchidae. The coding region runs from base 295 to 4353 and encodes 1352 amino acids. Gene Ontology annotation, molecular function: protein binding; protein-macromolecule adaptor activity. Gene Ontology annotation, cellular component: cytoplasm; TORC1 complex. Gene Ontology annotation, biological process: TORC1 signaling; cellular response to starvation; cellular response to amino acid stimulus. The record is from RefSeq and is a predicted model, not a curated record.